AGUGACAAAAAAAAAAAUCAUCCGUACUAAUAAAAAACGCUUUGCAAAGUUGCUAACUUUUUGGUCUUUCUAGAGAGAAUCAAUCUGACAGGAAAAAAAUUAAGCAAUUUUUGUUUGUUGCAUUGUAUUCUGUGGAUUGAGGUGAAAUGGCCUCCACCCUUUUCACCAGAAGUUUCUUGGCCGCUAGUCACCGCAUGAUUACUCCUUGUCUCUCUUCUCUUCUCCCCCAAAAGACUCUCAAUCUCGCCGCUUUUCUUAGUAAGAGAGCAUUCCACUCUCAGUUAGGCUCCGUUUCCACAGCCUAUAACUCAACUUCAUGGGCUCGUCGAGCCAUGGCUUCUUCUGGAAUUGAACCAAAAGCUGGCUACUCGACAUCAUCUGUAUCAGCCAAUGAACCUGUUGUUUCUGUUGAUUGGCUUCAUGCUAAUCUUAAAGAGCCUGAUUUGAAGGUUUUGGAUGCUUCAUGGUACAUGCCAGAAGAGCAACGGAAUCCGAUCCAAGAAUAUCAGGUUGCUCAUAUUCCUGGUGCUCUCUUCUUUGAUUUGGAUGGAAUAUCGGAUCGAACAACAAGUUUGCCACAUAUGUUGCCAUCUGAGGAAGCUUUUGCUGCUGGUUGUUCUGCUCUUGGUAUCGAGAACAAAGAUGGAGUGGUUGUUUAUGAUGCAAAGGGUAUAUUUAGUGCAGCUCGUGUAUGGUGGAUGUUCAGAGUUUUUGGACAUGGCAAAGUUUGGGUACUCGAUGGAGGUCUACCAAGAUGGCGUGCUUCAGGUUAUGAUGUUGAAUCCAGUGCAUCAGGUGAUGCUAUUCUGAAAGCCAGUGCCGCCAGUGAGGCUAUAGAGAAAAUCUAUCAAGGACAAACCGUCAGUCCAAUAACCUUUCAGACGAAGUUCCAGCCACAUCUAGUGUGGACACUUGAUCAGGUCAAGAACAAUAUGGAGGAUCAGACUUUUCAACAUAUAGAUGCUCGGUCCAAAGCCAGGUUUGAUGGUACUGCUCCAGAACCCCGUAAGGGAAUAAGAAGCGGUCAUGUCCCUGGAAGCAAGUGUGUCCCUUUCCCACAGAUGUUUGAUUCUUCUCAAACACUGUUACCAGCGGAAGAGCUAAAGAAACGAUUUGAACAAGAAGACAUCUCACUAGAGAAGCCUAUUAUGGCCUCGUGUGGGACUGGCGUAACAGCUUGCAUCCUGGCAAUGGGACUUCACCGGCUGGGGAAAACCGAUGUGCCAGUCUAUGAUGGGUCGUGGACUGAAUGGGCAACACAACCAGACUUGCCCAUGGAGGGUGAUGAAUCUUCUUCAUGAAAAUUGUCCAGGGGAAAGGCUAGCAACAAGAUUACAAAAGCCAUAUAAUUAUGAUGUUUAACUUAGAGGUGUUGGCUUCAAGUAAUCAAAAUCCAGUUGCUGGCUUAAAGUUUGCCUCAAGAAGUAAAAGAGGACUGUAUCUAUAGAACUUGGAUUUUUUUUUUUUUCUCUUUGGAUUCAUCUUCGUCACACAAGUGAAAAAAGUGUAUUUUUUUUCCGAAUAAAAUCAACAAACAUAAAAUUGAUAAUUUUUAUCAAUUUAAAA
Eutrema salsugineum is the source of this 1566-nucleotide messenger RNA. RefSeq names its product thiosulfate/3-mercaptopyruvate sulfurtransferase 1, mitochondrial. Gene Ontology annotation, cellular component: mitochondrion. Gene Ontology annotation, biological process: transsulfuration. Bases 147 to 1301 code for a protein of 384 amino acids. The transcript has 12 exons. Gene Ontology annotation, molecular function: thiosulfate-cyanide sulfurtransferase activity. The record is from RefSeq and is a predicted model, not a curated record. NCBI's taxonomy places the organism in Eukaryota, Viridiplantae, Streptophyta, Magnoliopsida, Brassicales, Brassicaceae.